Molecule: messenger RNA, 811 nt
Organism: Neomonachus schauinslandi (Hawaiian monk seal)
Lineage: Eukaryota; Metazoa; Chordata; Mammalia; Carnivora; Phocidae
Gene: ANTXRL
Product: ANTXR like
Exons: 5
Coding region: 13-642 (209 amino acids)
Source: RefSeq, a predicted model, not a curated record
ACGACGACACGGAUGACCACAAUGCCCACGACGACCACGUGGACAACCACACUGUCCACGGUUGUCACACAGGAAAUGACUGAGACCUCAGUUGUCAUACCAAAGACCACAGUGCACAUGUUUGUCACAGAAAAGCCUAUCCUUGAUAAAUCUCUCCUAUACCCAGUGCUCGUCCCAACCCUGCUCAUUAUCCCGGUGCUGAUCUGCUGCAUCUGCUGUUGCAUGAAUACUGACAAGGAGCCACCACCAGUGGAGAAAAUAGAAAGGGAGUCAGAGACGUGUAUACAGACAUGCAACAUGGUGAUUGUCCCUUGUUGUAGGUACCAGCAAGACAACGUGAGACAUAUCGAGGACAAACUGGAUACCUUGUGUGACUUUGUUCAAACCUGCAAUCAGCUGCCGUUGAUGUGGUGUCAGCCUAGGGACCAGGGUUGGUGCUUCAACUUCACCCCAGUGAAGCCCCUCUGCAGGCAGUCGCCCUGCCUUCCACCCAACCAGGGAUGCUUCCCCCUCAACAGCUGCUGCUCAGAGUGCCAACACCCCCCAACCGUAUACUCCCACCCACCCUCCAGGAUGCUGCCAUUGAUCUCUCCCUCUGCCGAGGCACUCUGCAUACCUACUUUGUCACUCCCACCCCCAUAGUCCAGCCUCUAAAGCCCCCCAAACCCAAGACUGUUAAGAGCCCUUUGUGUACUGUAUUGGACAUAUAUAGAGUCUUGAUAUAUGGUCAAAGGAGUUAGAAUUGUUGGUGAUCAACAAGAGAGUUUGUUACAGCAUCAGUCCACUGUAUGAGAUGUAUCUGUAGUGUUCU